UCUCGUCUAUUUUCUCUCUUCGUUCCUUGCUCUCGGCCGUUUAUUCCCUCCAUCAAAAUAGCCAUCAACUCCUAGCCAUCCACCCUCCUCCGUUUCUUUCUAUAUAACAUUCAUCACCGGCUUCAUCUCACCUCACCUCGCCUCGCCUUUUCUCCUCUCCUUGACUCCAAUAAAAUAACAUUCCGAGCUCCACAGCCUCCUCUGCCUCAUUCAGCCAUGGGUGGUUGUGCGAGCAGACCCAAGGACCUCAGAGGCGAGGCCCCGGAAGCUGACGCGGCCGCCGUCAGUGUGGAUCCCGCCCCGCUCAACUCCACUGAGGCUCCGGUGGUAGAGAGCAUGGUGGAGGGCGAACCUAACGUUGUCCACAAAGAAGAGGACAAGGUGGAGGCGAGCGAGGUGGAGAAAGAAGAGCCCAAGGUUGAGGCGACCAAAGAGCCCCAUAUUGAGAAGAGCGAGGCCGAGCAGACGGCUGAGACCACGGUCGUCAAAGAGGAGCCACCGGUCGCCGCCGCAGUCGUCGCCUAGAAGAUCAAGGAGGUGAAGGUCACAAACGAUUAGCAAUCGAACCAAAGUCGAAUUUUAUGGAACCAUGUUGUUUGAACUGAAAUCUUCUUGAAUAAAAUUGCAUUU
Molecule: messenger RNA, 630 nt
Organism: Zingiber officinale
Lineage: Eukaryota; Viridiplantae; Streptophyta; Magnoliopsida; Zingiberales; Zingiberaceae
Exons: 2
Coding region: 217-525 (102 amino acids)
Source: RefSeq, a predicted model, not a curated record